Messenger RNA from Lagenorhynchus albirostris (white-beaked dolphin), 4525 nucleotides. It is a transcript of the gene AJM1, whose product is annotated as apical junction component 1 homolog. Bases 727 to 3657 code for a protein of 976 amino acids. Gene Ontology annotation, cellular component: apical junction complex; plasma membrane. NCBI's taxonomy places the organism in Eukaryota, Metazoa, Chordata, Mammalia, Artiodactyla, Delphinidae. The transcript is spliced from 2 exons. The record is from RefSeq and is a predicted model, not a curated record. Gene Ontology annotation, biological process: cell-cell junction organization.
UAGGGUCCACUGUGACCUUUGGAAGCAUUACUCUGGCCUGGGCCACACGGAGAGUUGAGGGUGGGGCCGGCAAGUCCACGAGCCGAGAUGCCUGGACCCGGUGGGGCCGCUUCAGGACCUGGGGCCUGACAGCGCUGGGGGAGGACUGCCUGUCCAGCCUAGCCAGCAGGUGGGGCGGGACGAUCAGGUGACUGAGUGGAGCUGCUGAAGGCCGGGGCCGGGACCUCACACUGCAGCAGUGGAGGGCUCGCUCUGCACUGGGUCUUAAGGAGGGGGCUUCAGCCACCUGCUCUGUGAAGAAGUCUGUGAAGGCCCCAAAGGAGUACCCAGUUGCUCCAGCAGUGGGCACCACGGUGGUGGUCCUGGGAUCACACCCCCACUCUUCCUACCCCGCUGCUGGCCUGUCCCAGGAAAGGGGGUCUACCCAAGCCUGCCCAGUGGUCACUAGUGGGCGCAGAAGUUCGGGAACCACUGCAAUGACAUCCCUGUUCUGGCUGACCCGCCUCAUCCCAACAGAAAGUGGCACAGAAAGGAUGGUCUGGAUGAGGGGGCGGGACCUGAGUGGCCGGACAGCUGGCUUCCUCCUGCAGGUGCUUCUGACGCCAGCAUGGAGCAAGUCCCUGCGGCCUCGGCCAAGGCCCGUGGCCAGGGCUGCCCCGCCCACUGUGCCCCAGGGCGAAAGCCCCAAAAGGCCGAGUGAGCUGCAGCCUGGAGGCCUCUUUUAAGAUGACCCGCACGGACCCGCCGGACCUGCUGGUGUCGACCGUGUACCAGGACAUCAAGGUGGCGGCCCCGGGGCCCGUGUCGAGGCCCCCGCCAUGUGAGCGCCCAAUGGCCCGGCCUGCUGCGCCCGCGCCUUUCAACAAGCGCCACUGCCGCAGUUUCGAUUUCCUGGAGGCACUGGACCGGGAGGCCAUGGAGGCCCGUCCGGAGCCGCCGCCUCCGGAGCCCGCCGCGCCGCGCGCCCGAUCCCACGACGGCGAGCCACGGCGCCGCGCCCGCUCCAAGAGCGCACCCCGUGCGGCCCCGGGCCUGGCGCCCGCACCCGCCUCGCCGCCUGUGCCGCCGCGCCGAGGCCGGGAGGCCCAGCGGGCGGCGCCGGCCGACGCAUCGCCCCGCCGGGAGCCCGCGUACCCCGCGCUGCGCGCGCUCGCCAACGAGCUGCACCCCAUCAAGCUGCAGCCUCAGCGGGGCGGCCCGGGCCGCAUGGCGCCCCUGUGCGCCGCCGCCAACCGCUGUGCGCCGGCCGAGCCACCCGCGGGGUCGGCCCCCCACGUCCGCUGCCGCCUGGACGUCAAGCCCGACGACGCGGUGCUGCAGCAUGCCGCCCGGAGCUCGAGGCCCUGCGGGCCCACCGAGACCGCGCCCUGGCCCCGCGCCGCCCCGCAGCUCCACGGCCUCACGGUGCCCGGGCCUCGCCACGUGGGGCUUUCGCUCACCCCCACCCCCAGUGACUCAUACUGCGCCGACCCCCGGGCGCUGUACUGCGAUGGGCCCCUUCUCGGGCCCCGAGACUACGCGGAGCGCCGGAGUCUGCCCUUCACCACCCCGCCGGGCCCCACCCAAUUCUUCUACACCGAGGAACCCGAGGGCCACCCCGGUGGCUUCAUGGCCAGCCCUGGACCGCCCUUCGACAGCUACUACCCCAGGCCCUUUCUGUCCGAAGAGCCACCCGGGCCCAGUCCAAGACACGGGGGCAUCUACUAUGCGGGGGAAGUUCGCACCUUCCCCGUCCAAGAACCACCCUCCCGUUCCUACUACGGGGAGGCCCCCCGAGCCUACGGCCCGCCCUGCGGCCCCCGCUACGCCCCCGAAGAGCCCCGGGCUCACCCCGCCGCCCGCCCCUUUUACACCGAGGACUUCGGGCGGUACCGCAAUCGAGAGGCCCUGACGCGGACUUACCCACACCCGCGCAGCAGCCCGGCCUGGGGCGACUGGGGCCCGAGGCCUUACCGCACCCUGCAGGUGGCGCCUCCUCCCCCGGACCCCGGCCCGUUGCUCGCCUCGUGGCACGGCGGCACCGGCACCAGCCCACCCCGGCUAGCGACCGACAGCCGCCACUACUCGCGCUCCUGGGACAACAUCCUGGCGCCCGCGCCGCGCCGCGAAGACCCACUGGGCCGCGGCCGCAGCUACGAGAACCUGCUGGGGCGCGAGGCACGGGAGCCGCGGGGCACAUCCCCCGAAGGCCGGCGCCCGCCCGUCAUAGUGAACCUGUCCACCUCGCCCAGACGCUACGCGGCGCUGUCGCUGUCCGAGACGUCGCUGUCGGAGAAGGGCCGUAUGGGCGAGGGCCUGGCCCGAAACUGGUACGUCACGCCGGAGAUCACCAUCACCGACAACGACCUGCGCGCGGCUGAGCGCCCGAGCGCCAGGAGCUGGGAGCUGCUGGGGAGUCGCCCGCGGCCGCCUCCGCCCGCCGUCCCCGAUGGCCCCGCCCCUGGCCGCCAGCGCAGCCUCGAACAGCUGGACGAGCUCAUCACCGACCUGGUCAUCGACUCGCGGCCCCCAGCCGGCCAAGCGCCCGAGCCCGCGUCCGACGGCCUGGGCCGCCAGCUGCGGCGCCUGCUAGACUCGCGACCCUCGGGCGCCGGGGUCCCGACGCGGGCACCGCGCUCGCCACCCCUGUCUGCCGGCAGCGCUGAGGAGCCCGCGGGCCCGGGUCAGGCGGCCGACGCGUCCCCGGAGCCCAGCGCCGACGAGGACGACCUGAUGACCUGCUCCAAUGCGCGCUGCGGGCGCACCGAGACCAUGUUCAACGCCUGCCUCUACUUCAAGUCCUGCCACAGCUGCUACACCUACUACUGCUCGCGCCUCUGCCGCCGCGAGGACUGGGACGCGCACAAGGCGCGCUGCGUGUACGGCCGCGUGGGCAGCGUGUGCCGCCACGUGUUGCAAUUCUGCCGCGACAGCGGCCCAGUGCACCGCGCCUUCUCGCGCAUCGCGCGCGUCGGCUUCUUGUCGCGCGGCCGCGGCGUUCUCUUCCUGGGCUUCCCGAGUCCCGGCUCCGCAGACAACUUCCUGCGCUUCGGCCUCGAGGGGCUGCUGCUGUCGCCCACCUACCUGUCGCUGCGCGAGCUGGCCAUGCACGCGGCGCCACUGGGCAGCUAUGCUCGGGAGCUGGCGGCCGCCGGCCGCCUCUACGAGCCGGCGGAGUGCUUCCUGCUCAGCGUGUCCGUGGCCGUGGGCCCCGGCGCUGUGCCACCCGGCGCCCCUGCCCGGCCAGCUCCCGCGCCGCGCAGCCCCGGACCCACGGUGCGCAAGUUCGCCAAAGUGGCGCUGGCGGCCGGCAGCCCAGCACGGCCGCCCCCGGCGCGGGGCCGCGAACCCGACAUGGAGACGUUGAUCCUGACGCCGCCGCCCGGCACUGCGGGCCUGGACCAGGACGGCGAGGCGGGCCGGCGAGCACGCGAGGUGGCCUUCAUCCACAUCCAGCGAGAGCUGCGGCUCCGCGGCGUCUUACUACGCCACGAGUUCCCGCGCGUCUACCAGCAGCUCUGCGAGUUCGUCGAAGCCAACCGGCGCUUCACACCCACCACCAUCUACCCCACGGACCGGCGCACAGGCCGUCCCUUCAUGUGCAUGAUCAUGGCCGCCUCCGAGCCACGCGCGCUAGACUGGGUGGCCAGUGCCAACCUGUUGGAUGACAUUAUGUGAGCCGCGAGGGCGCGCCCGGGGCCCGCCCAGUCCACCCAGGGCCCACCCUGAACCCCAUCCAGUCCACCCGAGCCCUGCCCAGUCCACUCAGGCCCCGCCCAGCUCGCCAAAAGCUCCGGCCCAUCGCGUUCUCCACAGGCUCCGCCUUUCCCUCCGCCUUCCUGCGAACCCCCUUCCCCCCCAACCCCCAGACCAGUCCCGCCCGGCUCCCUCUACCCCAGCUCGCCUUCGGGCCUCCCCAAGGGCCGGUCCUCGGCCGCUUGGUGCUCCCCGCUGGGAGGCGGGGUGGGUCUGAGGACCAGCCCGCCCUGCCUUUACGCGGAGGGGUCACUGCUGCAGAUCCCACCGCGCAUAAUCGGUUCGUCCGACCCCUGUCCGUCUGCAGGGCCUCCCUGGAACCUCUCCAACCCCGGCUCGCCCUGGUCCAGGAUCCCGAGUCGACCAAAGCCUAGUCCCGUCCCUUUAAACACACUCCCCACCCGCCUCCUGUGGUCUGGGAUGCGUCCUGCUCAGAGGCCUUUCCCCUCUAGAGGACACCCUGAUUGGCCUCGGUGUGUCCGCAUCCCAAGCACGUCCUGGCCUGAUGGGCAGGGCCGGCGGGGACCUGCGCGUGGUGUCUCCGCUGGCCCCCAUCCCUGCUGUGCCGGACCAUGGCAAACUGACGGCGCUGCCCGCCCUGCUGCAGGGGUUGGGCAAGCAGCAGUGAAGGGGUACUCGGGGGUCCUCAGCCAAGGUGCAAGACACCCAGCCAGAGGGAAGGGAGUCCUGGGUGGGGGAAGCAGAGCGGACGUAUGGGUAGGGGCGCUGGCCAGACCUGAGACCUGGCUGGGCGUGAGUCGGGCUGCCUGCCCUCACCCGACAGGAUGGC